Messenger RNA from Penicillium oxalicum, 915 nucleotides. RefSeq lists its product as uncharacterized. The record is from RefSeq and is a predicted model, not a curated record. Gene Ontology annotation, biological process: protein ubiquitination; SCF complex assembly. The transcript is spliced from 2 exons. NCBI's taxonomy places the organism in Eukaryota, Fungi, Ascomycota, Eurotiomycetes, Eurotiales, Aspergillaceae. Bases 1 to 915 code for a protein of 304 amino acids. Gene Ontology annotation, cellular component: nucleus.
AUGGCAGACCGUCAAAUGACUCAGCAGACGAUUCUUGGUCACCUAACCAAGCUCAACGAUCCCGAUGCCGAUUUGCGAUACAUGUCCCUCAAUGACCUCUACACGAUUCUCACAAGCCCAAGCUCCACUUUUCUGUCCAGCGAUCACCGCUCCUCCACCAAGCUUGUGGAGGGGCUUCUGAAGGCCUUGGAUGACCAGCAUGGAGAUGUCCAAAACCAGGCAUUGAAAUGUCUUGGCCCGCUGGCUCUUCGACUUCCCUUUGAAUCGCUCGUACCUCUUCUUGAGAGUCUGAGCGAACUCACUGCCUCUCAAACCAUUGAUACCUCAGUGCCCAAUACCGCCAUCCGUACGAUUGUCGACACUCUGCCUCGCCCUCAAGCUGGCCAGCCAGCUACACAAAAUGCCGUCACAGCGUACCAGGCUGUGUCCAAGGUGCUGAUUCCACGGCUCAUUGGGUCCAACCACUCGUCAUCGGGAAGACGAGGAUCCGUGGUGCAAGGGAUGCUGGAGAAGGAUCCCUCCAAAGGAUUCAGUAGUGAUGCAAUUGAUGUCCUGAUCAAGGUAGUGACGUGUUUUGGACCUCUGCUCUCCGAGCAUGAGCUUGCGGCGCUACAGGAGCCCGUGAUGGCCAUCAUUAACAACGAGACCGCGGGAACUGUAGUGACCAAGCGUGCACUGGCGGCAAUGUCCGCUCUGGUACUCUACUUCUCCGACAACCAGCUCAAUACCUUUGUCAAGCGAUUGACAGAGACGUUAUCCUCCCCCAACCUUUCCACAGUGCACCGCCGACACUUGAUCGCGGCGAUUGGCGUGAUUGCUCGCAGUGCUCCGGCGAAGAUUGGACCUCAUCUGGAUCAACUUGCCCCCUUCGUCUUUUCUGCGUUAGGGGACGACAACCUUGGACAAGCAAACUGA